Molecule: messenger RNA, 2243 nt
Organism: Dioscorea cayenensis subsp. rotundata (Guinea yam)
Lineage: Eukaryota; Viridiplantae; Streptophyta; Magnoliopsida; Dioscoreales; Dioscoreaceae
Exons: 9
Coding region: 780-2243 (487 amino acids)
Cellular component (GO): nuclear pore
Source: RefSeq, a predicted model, not a curated record
CUCGCGCUCUCUCAAACAUUCGCCAUUAAUCUCAGCAUCUCGAGAAGAGAAACGAGAAACCCUAGCGAGAGAUCUUGGAGAGCUCGACUAAAGCUUCUUCCCUCAACUGAAAACUCUAGUCCCUUCCUUUUAUUAUUAUAUAGAGUGAGUUUUUCUCCAACUCUUUCAUGGGAGAUAUCUUUUUGUACCACUUGAGGCACAAAUCAGAAGUAGAAGUUGCGAGAAGAUUUUUUAUUAUGGGUAUCAAAUCAAACAAUGAGGAAAGUGAUGAUCAUUCUUGUCAUGAAGAUAGCAAUGUGAAAAGAGUGUCAAGGGUGCCCAAGAGGCUUCCUCAAAAAGAAUUAGCAGAUAGCUAUCCUCGCCCAUUGAAGGGAAAUAAAGAGUGCAAAGAGCUCUUAUCAACUUCAGUUUAAAGCAUCAAACAAUGGCCAGAACAGACUGCAGAAACCGAAGAUGGUUGCUUCAACAACUAAGAGCCUCAAUAUUAAGAAAGAAAAAUUUAUGACAUCUCCUUCAAAACCUCUAUGUUUAUUUGAAGCAUCUGAUGAGAAAACCGCUGAAGAAGUUAAAGAUGUUGAUGCCUUAGGUGCUCUGAGCUAUGAUCAAAGAAAUAGAACAGUUGAUAAAACAACUGAUCUAGGAGAGAUUGACAAAGAUGAUGGUCAGGUGAGUGUAUGUAGGAAAAAUCGAGAAAAUGGAAUAUAGAAUUAAGAAACUUGAGGAGGAGCUUAGAGAAGUUGCUGCGCUUGAGAUUUCUCUCUAUUCUAUUGUACCAGAGCAUGGGAACUCCGCACAUAAAGUACAUGCACCUGCCCGACGUCUCGCUAGGCUAUAUAUUCAUGCUUGCAAACAUUGGACUCUGGAUAGUAGGGACCACUGUUGCUUCGAACAUUGUUUCAGGGCUUGUGCUAAUUACCAAAUCAUGUGGAAAUGAUGUAUCAAGGCUGACCUUUUGGCUAUCAAAUGUAAUAAUCCUUAGAGAGGUUGUUUCCCAAACCUUCAGCUGCUUGUCUCAAUUAAAUACAGUUUUGAAGCUUGUUGGAACAAAUGAUGGAGCCAAAGAAAAGAGGAAGAAACUUUCUCCUUUGAAAGAUAAAGACAGUAAUUUUAGCAAGCAAACAAAAAGGCCUGAUUCAAUGCAACCAGCAGAUGAUAGGCAGGAAGCUAUCUCAAUGAUAUCUGCUUUAGAAAAAAUUGAAAUCUGGCUUUUCUCUCGGGCAGUAGAAUCAGUAUGGUCGCAGUCCUUCGAUCUACUUAUUCCUGUAGAGGGUUUGUUCACAACAAACAAAUUUCAGGGAUCAUUAGAAACAGCACUUGAUGAUCAGCAUGAGCGCAAUUCCUACAUAAACAUAUGGAAAAGUGUGUUUCAUGAUGCAUUUGCCAGAAUCUGUCCAGUUCAAGCAGGGGGACAUAAGUGUGGAUGCUUGCCUGUCCUGACCAAAUUGAUAAUGAAGGAGUGCAUAUGUAGAUUAGAUGUUGCCAUGUUUAAUGCCAUUCUACAAGAGGAUUCCGUCAAGGUUCCUGCAGACUCUGUAUCAGAUCCAAUUGGUGUGAAAUUUCUACCAAUUCCAGCUGGAAAUCUGAGCUUUGGAUUUGGUGUGCAGCUUAAAAGUUCUAUAGGAAUUUGGUCCCGGAUACUAACAGAUCUAUGUCGCAUAGAUGUGGAAGCUGAUAAACAAAACGACAACGAUGAUGAUAAAAGGACAGAUGUGAAAUCAAAACCUUUUUGCCUUCUUGAUGAACUGAGUGAUCUUCUGAUGCUUCCCAAAGACAAUCUUCUUAAUGAUGCCACAAGAAAAGAGAUCUGCAAAUCACUUGGUCCAUCUGCAGUAAAACAUGUAGUAAAUAAUUUCACACCAGAUGAAUUCUUGCCAGAUCCGGUUCCUAACGGUGUCCUGGAAGAGCUGAAUCGCGAGAGUUGUCUUAUUAAAAUGCAGUGUUUGUUGAAGUCAUUAAAGAAACAAAGAAUCCCAUUUCCAAGACCUGCAGCUGAAGUUGUGUACUCUGCUCCGGCGGGUGCCGACGUGGCGGAGGCAGUGGCCGAGUUAGAAAGGAUUGGAUCUUUGGUUCAGUGCAAUGGUUAUGCAAGUGAUGAGGAUAUGUAUGAUGAUCUUGAUUCAUCUUUUUCAUCAAUCAUUCUUGAGAAUCCAGUUACUUUGCAUUCAGGAUUUGAAACACAAAAUCAGUACUACAAAGGGGUGAAUUCAAGAUAUAAGCUUCUUCACAAGGUCUGGUUAAAGUGA